Anisakis simplex (herring worm) is the source of this 1899-nucleotide messenger RNA. NCBI's taxonomy places the organism in Eukaryota, Metazoa, Nematoda, Chromadorea, Rhabditida, Anisakidae. The record is from the annotation of a GenBank genome assembly.
AUGGCAGGUAACGGAGGCCUAAUAGCAAGUUUGAAAAGUUAUCCACCAGCAGUAUAUUUUAUGCUCGGAAAUGAAUUUUGUGAGCGAUUCAGUUUUUAUGGAAUGCGAGCUAUUCUAACGCUAUUUCUCAUCACUGAACACCAUUUUGAAGAAAGUCAAGCAUCAUUAUUCUAUCAUGCAUUUGUUUCGUUGGCAUUUGCGUCACCGCUGCUCGGGUCGAUUGCCGCAGACAAUUAUUUUGGUCGUUUUCGUGUGAUAUUUUGGGUAUCAUUAAUAUAUGUUUUGGGUCACGUAUCAUUAUCAAUCGGUGCAAUACCACAGCUCAGCUAUGGCUUACGAACAUUCCUUGACUUUGCCGGCUUAUUUAUUAUUGCUCUCGCAACGGGUGGCAUCAAACCCUGUGUUUCUGCAUUUGCUGCUGAUCAGUUUGAUGCUAAUCAAAAAGCACAGAGAACUCAGUUUUUUUCAUUUUUUUAUUUCGCUAUCAAUGCUGGAUCUUUGGUAGCCAUCAUUUUGACACCAAUGUUACGUGGGCGAGUGAAAUGUUUCGGGUCUGAGUAUUGCUUUCCACUCGCAUUCGGUCACGAUAAAGUUGAACAUUGGCUAGAUUAUGCAGCACCAAAAUAUAGUGCCCAAAUGUUGGCUGGCGUUAAAAGCGUUGUUGCUAUUUUGGUACUAUACGGACCUCUGAUUUUCUUUUGGGCUCUUUUCGAUCAGCAGGGCAGUACAUGGGUGCUGCAAGCACGUCGUAUGGAUGGCCGUGUCGGUCCGUUUACAAUUUUACCAGAUCAGAUGAAUACGUUCAAUCCCCUCAUUAUUCUCAUAAUGGUACCUGCCUUUGAGGCUUAUAUUUAUCCAUUCGCUCGUACAAUUUUCAACGUUACACCGUUGAGAAAAAUGGCCGCUGGUGGUGUCCUGGCAGCGAUAGCGUUCAUUAUGGCUGGUUUACUGCAGUUGGAGGUGAAUAAAACAAUGGAACCAAAACCAAGAUCUGGCGAAGUGUUUUUACAAAGAUUUGGUAAUUCAACGAAUACUUAUAAAAUCAAUGGAACUGUAUUAGAUUAUGGGAAAACAACACUUUCGAAUGGUGAAUAUAUUGUAAAUAGUGACAAUGGCUAUGAGAUGAUUAUUAAUUUGAAUAAUUCAUCAAGUGGUUAUGUUCUUGGAAUAUUUGAUACACCAAACAAAGAUGUAACGAUGUCAAUAUUUCCGUACAGUUGUGAAAAAUCAGAAAACGGAAGAACGAGAGUGUAUUUAUUGGUACCUGAAGGGUCAGACCUAGAUGCUGGUCAACUGUAUGUUAUCGAUCAUCAAGGGCGAGUUCUUACAGAAGCAAUCAUGCGUUCAGGCAAUUUCAUCGACAUUCAACCAGCGUUAAUCAGUUCACCAGAAUAUAAGUUAGUAUUUGGCAAGUCGAACUGUACACAAAGCACAUGUCCAUAUAGCAGAAAACUAUAUGCUCAAAUGGGUGCGGCACAUGUACUACAUAUAACCGAAGGCGACGCAGAUUUAUAUACAGUAGUACGUCCGAAUUCGGUAAAUAUGCUUUGGCAACUACCGCAAUUCUUUGUGAUUACGCUUGGUGAGGUGUUGUUCUCGGUCACUGGACUGGAAUUCUCAUAUUCACAAGCAGCGCCAAAUAUGAAAUCAGUUUUACAAGCAAUAUGGUUAAUGACCGUCUUUAUGGGUAAUAUAAUUGAUAUGCUUAUUUCUGGAACUCAUAUUGUUAGUGAACCGGCGACUGAGUUUUUCGUUUAUGCACUUUUAAUGAUAUUUGUCAUUGGAGUAUUCAUCUCAUUUGCAAUGCGAUAUAAAUAUGUUGAAACUGACAAUGAUAUGAAUAAUGUGAAUGAGAAUGUCUCAAAGAAUAGUCAUAAUCAAAAAGAAUCGCCUAUUUAA